Molecule: messenger RNA, 272 nt
Organism: Phalaenopsis equestris
Lineage: Eukaryota; Viridiplantae; Streptophyta; Magnoliopsida; Asparagales; Orchidaceae
Product: lysine histidine transporter 2-like
Exons: 3
Cellular component (GO): plasma membrane
Source: RefSeq, a predicted model, not a curated record
UACAGAUUUAUGCCAUGCCUGUGUUUGAUAUGAUCGAAACAGUUCUGGUAAAGAAACUUCAUUUCCCACCAGGCUUGACUCUCCGCUUGAUUGCUAGGAGUGUCUAUGUUGCUCUUACCAUGAUUAUUGCAAUCUGCGUCCCCUUCUUUGGUGGCUUGCUUGGGUUCUUUGGAGGAUUUGCCUUUGCCCCAACUACAUAUUUUCUCCCUUGCAUCAUGUGGCUCGCCAUCAAGAGGCCUAAAAAAUUUGGCAUAUCCUGGUUCAUCAACUGG